UUCCGCGUUCGGGCUGCCAAGGUCGCGGAAGGUUCGCUUCCAGUGCAUCCAGUUGGAGCAUAAGUGGCAGCGCAGUCAAAGCCGUCGCAGACAAAAUUACAAGGGCGUGGCAUAAUGCAAGGCAAAACUGGUCUUGAGGGACUGGCGAUGGAGCAUCAAGUGCAGUUGUCUUUCGUCCCAGGUGCUGGUGUGAUGGAACCAGAUAAUAUGCAAUAUGGUAGGAAGAGGUUUGAAAUAUAUGCAUAUCCCAAAUGGCGGUUCAUCGUUCAAGGCUCGAAGAACAACGACCUAUUUAUUGUGACGAAAGAUUUUCCACCAUGCCUCAUUGUUCAAGGAUGCUUCGGCCUCGCAAGUUCGUCGUUCACUGCUUUAUUGUGUCAAAUGGAUGGCACUACCACGAUGAGCUUCCAACGCCUUCUGAGACUUCAAAGCGGCGUCAAGGGAUGUUUCUGCUGUUGCCUCGGACAGGAGAUGACAAUCGAAGCUCCUAUAGGAAGAGAAAUAGCGUCUAUUUCCGAGGAUUGGACCAUACUGGGUACCUCUCUCACAAUCUAUGACGUCAAGGGAAAACCUGUAUUAAAGGUUGUUGGCCCCAUCCUCCCGUCGUACUGGUACGGCAUAUUCUCUACGGAAGUGUUCCAGGUGAAAACAAUGGCAGGCACUGUAGUGGGCGAGAUAAGGUCAUCAGGAAAGGUCAUCAGCGUCUCCUUCCCCAUUAACUUGGACGUCCACAUCAAAGGAUGUCUAAUCGGUUGCGCCAUUUUGGUCGCUUUCAUGUUUGACUUCAGAGGUUUCGCCUAUAACACCAUCCAAGUCCUCCGAAUGUACGCAAGUGGUCGUUGAAUGCAACGGCUCGGCAUGUGACGAUGUGACGGAUAGGCGCCUGUUUUAUACAUGGCUGGGCGAUUCCAGCCGCUCACUCCCUAUGAUUACAGCGUUCUCGGAGGCAAACAAUAUACUGAGUGCGACAUGAUCAUCGAUGUAUCUUAUGCGACAAGUGCAUAAAAGGCUCCGUAAAAGUGCUACGUAAUA
This is a messenger RNA of Ornithodoros turicata, 1032 nucleotides long. Its product is annotated as phospholipid scramblase 1-like. The coding region runs from base 115 to 843 and encodes 242 amino acids. The record is from RefSeq and is a predicted model, not a curated record. The transcript has 8 exons. Gene Ontology annotation, cellular component: plasma membrane. Lineage: Eukaryota; Metazoa; Arthropoda; Arachnida; Ixodida; Argasidae. Gene Ontology annotation, biological process: plasma membrane phospholipid scrambling. Gene Ontology annotation, molecular function: phospholipid scramblase activity.